Messenger RNA from Aspergillus saccharolyticus JOP 1030-1, 3403 nucleotides. RefSeq names its product COPII subunit SEC24. Gene Ontology annotation, cellular component: endoplasmic reticulum exit site; COPII vesicle coat. The transcript has 5 exons. NCBI's taxonomy places the organism in Eukaryota, Fungi, Ascomycota, Eurotiomycetes, Eurotiales, Aspergillaceae. Bases 248 to 3010 code for a protein of 920 amino acids. Gene Ontology annotation, molecular function: zinc ion binding; SNARE binding. Gene Ontology annotation, biological process: intracellular protein transport; endoplasmic reticulum to Golgi vesicle-mediated transport; COPII-coated vesicle cargo loading. The record is from RefSeq and is a predicted model, not a curated record.
ACCAACUCGACCUACCUAAAAGUACGGCGUGUUUCUGCCUUCUAACCAACGACCUACCUCCUUUUCCAUCUGCUCGCCCGGAUCAUCGCCUUGACAGACUUGUCUGCUUAACCUCCUGUCCUACCAUCCGUGCGGUUUGGUGAAUCUAUCUCGUGGUGGGACCCUACAAGAUUCACAUACCAACCCGCACACUUCUCAAAUACGGUUCUCUCUCCUAAUUACCUAUAUUCAGAAAUCACAGUCCUCCAUGGCAUCACCACAAGGGGGCUAUCCUCCCCAGGAAGGGUACGGUCAGCCUGCCGGUUACGGAACCUCCGAACAACAGCCCGCGGGGCUCGCCUCCGCCCCAGCUGCUCAAGGUCAGGCUGGCGCACGAAAGAAGAGACAAUAUGCAGGUGAAGCCUUCGACUUUGGCUCCGGCGCCAAUGCUGCUCUAGGAGGCCAGUUACCCGGAGGUGGUAGCUAUGGAGCUUACCCGCCGCAAGCACCAGCUGCUGCGGGAUAUCAGCAACCGGCCUACGCAGAUCCCACACAGAUGCACGCCGCUGCCCCAGGGUACGGGGCGCCCGCCUCCCCGCCGGUCGCGCAGUUGACCCAGCAAUUCGGUGCUUUGGGAGUCACCGAUCCUCACUUGAUGCCUCCGCAGCCAAUGGCUCAAGCUCCGCAGGCUCCCCGGGCUGCUGCUCCCCUCAACCAGCUCUAUCCUACCGACCUCCUCACUCAGCCAUUCAACGUCGCCGAACUCGACUACCCUCCGCCUCCUAUUGUUCUGCCGCCAGGUACAAGCGUUUACCCCUCUCCCCAUGCCAAUUGCCCUCCCAAAUACGUUCGCUCCACGUUGAAUGCGGUUCCGACCACCCACUCCCUUCUGAAGAAGUCUAAGCUGCCAUUUGCGCUCGUCAUCCAGCCGUAUGCGGCCCUUCAUGACGCCGAAGAUCCUAUCCCAGUCAUCCCCGAUCAGGUCAUCUCCCGAUGCCGGCGCUGCCGUUCUUAUAUCAACCCUUUUGUCACAUUCCUCGACCAUGGACACCGUUGGCGUUGUAACAUGUGCAAUCUGACCAAUGACGUACCUCAGGCCUUCGAUUGGGACACGGCGCUCCAGAAGCCUGCGGACCGGUCGCUGAGGGCUGAUCUCAACCAUUCGGUCGUGGAGUUCGUUGCUCCCCAGGAGUACAUGGUUCGCCCUCCCCAGCCGCUUGUCUACCUGUUCUUGAUUGAUGUCAGCUACGCAUCGGUCACCAAUGGUCUGCUGGCGACAAGUGCACGUUGCAUCAAGGAAAGUCUUGACCGAAUUCCGAACGCCGACCGCCGAACUCGACUGGGUUUCGUCGCUGUCGACUCCAGUCUUCACUACUUCAGCAUUCCCCGGGAUGGAUCGGAUAGCUCUGAGCCCCGAAUGCUGGUUGUCAGUGAUCUAGAAGAGCCUUUCUUGCCCAUUCCGGGCGAUCUUCUUGUGACGCUGAGCGAAUGCCGAGAGAACAUUGAGCUGUUCCUCGAUAAGCUGCAAGAGAUGUUCCAGAACACUCAGAGCAACGGCUGUGCCAUGGGAUCUGCCCUGCGCGCUGGUUACAAACUGAUUUCUCCCGUAGGCGGAAAGAUGACCGUGCUCAGCUCUUCUCUGCCGAACAUCGGCCACGGUGCUCUCACGAUGAGAGAAGACAAGAAGGUCCUUGGUACCAACAAGGAGAAUGCGCUCCUUCAAACAGCAAAUAGCUUCUAUAAGAGUUUUGCCGUCGAGUGUUCGAAGGCCCAGGUAUCUGUCGACAUGUUUUUGUUCUCCUCUCAGUACCAGGACGUUGCAUCGCUCAGCAACCUGCCCCGGUACACUGGUGGACAAACAUACUUCUAUCCGGGCUGGAAUGCUGCUCGCCCCGAAGAUGCAAUCAAGUUCGCGCGCGAGUUCUCUGAGUAUCUGUCCUCUGAGAUUGGACUCGAGGCUGUGCUCCGUGUCCGCGCUACCACCGGCCUCCGUAUGAACACCUUCUACGGCAACUUCUUCAAUCGCAGUUCUGAUCUCUGCGCCUUCCCCGCCUUCCCUCGUGACCAGGCCUAUGUUGUCGAGGUUGCCAUCGAUGAGACAGUCACGAAACCUGUUGUUUGCUUGCAGACCGCCGUUCUCCACACCACAUGCAACGGCGAGCGAAGGAUCCGUGUUCUGACCCUGGCACUUCCUACCACCCAGAACCUGGCUGACGUCUUCGCCUCCGCGGACCAACAAGCAGUCGCAACCUACUUCAGCCACAAGGCCGUCGAACGGGCUUUGGGAAGUGGUCUGGAGCCCGCCCGGGAUGCCCUCCAGGCCAAGGCCGUGGAACUGCUCUCCACCUACCGGAAGGAACUUGCGGGUGGCAGUGUGAGCGGCGGAGGCCUUCAAUUCCCUGCUAACCUGAGAGCACUGCCCGUUCUCUUCCUUGCCAUGAUGAAGAAUCUCGGCCUUCGCAAAUCUGCGCAGAUUCCCACGGAUAUGCGCUCUGCGGCUCUCUGCAUGCUGUCAACAUUGCCACUUCCUCUUCUCAUCCAGUACAUCUACCCGAAAAUGUAUUCCCUUCACGACAUGCCGGACAAUGCUGGCUUGCCCGAUGAGCAGACGGGCGAAAUUGUCCUCCCUCCUCCAGUGAACCUGUCGUCCGAGCGGGUGGUUCCCUAUGGCCUCUACCUCAUCGACGAUGGCCAGACGCAGUUUCUGUGGGUUGGACGCGAUGCGGUGCCUCAGCUGAUCGAGGACGUGUUUGGCUUGGCAGAACGGUCGCAGCUCCGGGUGGGCAAGCAGAACCUGCCGGAUCUGGACAAUGAGUUCAACCAGCGGGUGCGUGCAGUGAUUGAGAAGAGCCGGGACCACCGGUCGAAGGGGGUGGGCAGCAUCGUGGUGCCGCACCUGUAUGUGGUCAAGGAGGAUGGCGAACCGGGUCUCCGCUUGUGGGCGCAGACGAUGUUGGUGGAAGACCGUGCGGACCAGAGCGUCAGCCUGGUGCAAUGGAUGGGAUCCUUGCGGGAAAAGGUUGUUCAGUAAUGAUAGUUUCUCCCUUAUUGGUAAAUCAUUUGAAAGAUACAUCAAUACAAUUUCCGUGGUUAUAUCAUGUUAGGUUCUUUUUUCUUUUUUCUUUUUUUUUCCUCUCUUCACUAGCUGUGGUUGUGACCUCACUUCACGGGUUGGUUUUCGUUUGCUGUCAGCGCCGAGCAGGCAGUAUGACAAGAGAAAAAAGUAUACAGUACGGGUGGAGUUAUGUGGUUGAAGUUGGGCGUUGUGGUGUGUUUGGGGCGGAAGGGCUUUCGGCACUGAGCUAUGUGCUGCUAAUCAAGUGCGCCCACAUGGAUGCUGUUGACCGUAUGGCUUCUUGUAGGCUUACACGACUCUAAUGUCUACAGAUAGUGUCGAUGGAGCUUGUAGAGUAUAGAGGAGUUU